UGAUUUGUUCCGUAGUGAGCGGCAGUUCCGGACUGAAACAUCAGCAGCAGCCAUUUUCCAAAGAAGUGUGCGUGUUUACAAGAGAGAAGUGGAUUUUUGUGUCCCUGCGAUAAUCAUUUUUAUUACCAAGUCGACGUAGCCGAAAAGGAAUAUCUAGAUAGCAAAAAUGGCUGGAGGAAAGGCUGGUAAGGAUUCCGGAAAAGCGAAAGCCAAAGCAGUUUCCCGGUCGGCCCGCGCCGGGCUUCAGUUCCCGGUCGGCAGAAUUCAUCGACACCUGAAGAACCGUACGACCAGCCAUGGGCGCGUCGGAGCAACGGCAGCCGUCUACUCCGCCGCUAUUCUGGAAUACCUGACAGCUGAGGUGCUCGAGUUGGCCGGCAACGCCUCCAAGGAUCUGAAGGUGAAACGUAUCACGCCCCGUCACUUGCAGCUCGCCAUCCGCGGAGACGAAGAAUUGGACAGUCUGAUCAAGGCGACGAUCGCCGGCGGUGGUGUCAUUCCGCACAUCCACAAAUCACUGAUCGGCAAAAAGGGUGGCCCCGAAUAACGUCCCUAAAUUUUGACUAAACAGAACAACAACAAAUGAUUAAAGACACAACACAAACCGCAACACGCGCCCCGAAGAGGACGAAGAAGAAGAAGAAGAUCAAGUCUAUACCACACAAACACAUAUAACAGAACAGCCACAAUGGAAAUACGAAGAACAGAAUAUUAACUGGGGUUGAUUGUGCCAACGGAUCAACCGGAGAGAUGAGAAAGCAUUAAUUUUACUAUAGAAUCGCGUAGACAGAGAAGAAACAUUACAAAGAUAAUCUAUAUCUUAGUAGAAAUAAUAACGUCUACAUGACGAUAACAACUGAAUCGAAUAGUUUCGUUUGCUAUGAGUUUUAGCAUCAGUUUUUAAUACAAUUAACUACAAUUUGUUUUUCUUUUCUACAUCCACUCUUCUGCCCUGUAUCCAGACUAGAAAGGCUCGGACCGAAGCUCGGAGCCUUUCUAAUCUGGGCUACUUGUAUUCCGAGUAGCACGAUUCUCUAUAUAUUGUUUCUUUUAUCCACGUUCUGCAGUUGAUUUCGUGUAACACACACACCCGCCUUUUUAAAGAAAUAAUUUUUGUGUUUUUUUUUUCUCCUUUCUGUUCCCGGGGCCGAGGUGUCAGCUCAGCAAACAACAACAGCAAGUCGUCGUCGUGUUUAACUAAUUUUUAACGCAAAUUGAGAGAGAAAACUAAAAUGAGAGAAAAAUCUAAAAGAAACCCUAGAGAGUACAUAAGUUAAGUGCGUUUUUCUUAUUAUAUUUUCGAUGAAAAAUAAUAAAAUUUUACUAUUAAGAAAAC
Ochlerotatus camptorhynchus is the source of this 1336-nucleotide messenger RNA. RefSeq names its product histone H2A.V (gene His2Av). The coding region runs from base 167 to 547 and encodes 126 amino acids. Gene Ontology annotation, cellular component: nucleosome; chromatin. Gene Ontology annotation, molecular function: DNA binding; structural constituent of chromatin; protein heterodimerization activity. NCBI's taxonomy places the organism in Eukaryota, Metazoa, Arthropoda, Insecta, Diptera, Culicidae. The transcript is spliced from 4 exons. Gene Ontology annotation, biological process: heterochromatin formation. The record is from RefSeq and is a predicted model, not a curated record.